UUUUUUUUUUUACAAUGUUCCUUAUUAUUAUGAUUUUUUCAUGAUCAAGUAUUAUUAGCUUCUAGAUAUUCUUUUUUAUAAUUUGAAUAUGAUCCAACUUAUAGAAAUAAGUCAACCCAAAACCGUGGGACAAGAGUGAAAAAAUCAAAAAAUAACCGGUGUUUGAAAAAAAUACUCUUUUUUUUAUUUAUUUUUAUUUUAUUUUUUUUUUUUAAUUUCUUGUUUUUAUACAGUUUUAUUCCCAAUGGAAAAAGAUCAUCGAACUUAUGACACUUCACAACAACAGGACGAUAUUGAAUAUCAUCUUUUUCGAAUACAAAAGCUUACUCAUGGUUCAACAACAACAAUACAAUCAUUAGAAAAAAUAUUAUCCAUGAUAAUGAAUGAUUGUGUUAUUAGUAAUAUUGAAGCUGGGAAGAAUUGGAUAUUUGAAAGCUGUAGUCAACCUGAACAUUGUCAAGCUGUAUUAGAAUAUAUGAAUGCUUUAGCCAAAACAACUAACCAUUUUUCUCAUCGACUGCAUCUGUUGUAUUUAAUCAAUGAUAUAUUUCAUCAUGCUAUACGACGACAAUUAAAUUGGAUGAUAACUGGAUUUUUAUCAAGAAUAUCAAUCUUAUUGUAUUUGAUUUACCAUUGUCCUGAUGCAACAAAUAUACAAGUACGACAACAGAAAGUUUUAAAGGUUCUCAACAUAUGGGAAGAAAAACAAUUCUUUGAUUCAAAUGUUAUCCAGAAACUACGUCAAGAAAUUGAACAUGGCCCAUCAUCAGUAUCAUCAUCACAGUUUACCUCAUCUCAUACAGAUACUGAUAGUGGUUAUAUACCAAUACCAUCACAACAACAACAACAACAACAACAACGAAAACCAUAUUAUGAUCUUCCUGCUGGUCUUACUGUUGUAUCCAUCAAGAUCAAUCAACCACCUUAUACACCUAUCAAUCCCUUAUCUGUACAUCAAAGACCUACUCAUCAACAUAAACUUCCUUCCAAAGACAUGCUUCGUGCAGUGGAUGAUUUUUACACUGGAUUGAAAUUAGAUGACAAUGGACCAUUCAAAACACCUAUCAGCAAGGAUAUGGCUUUUACAUUGGGAUGGGAAAACGGUUAUUUGGAUGAUUUUUACAAAACUUUCCAAUCAACAUUGCCUCAGCGAAUGCGAAAUGUACCUUCUCAAAGUUCAUCUCAACAAAACAAACGGUCAGAUGAUGAUAUGGAAAGAAAUGAAAAACAAGAUCAUCGACAUCGUAACCAAAUUAACAGAGAUAAAAGUCCUCGACGCGGUAGAAGUCCAAGAAGACGUGAUAGAAGUAUUGAAAGAAGGAGAUCAAGAUAUUAUAGUCGAUCACGAAGCCGAUCAAGAUCCAAUUCACGCUCUAGAUCACCAGUAAGAUCUGAUUACCACCGACAUCGGGAUCAUCAUUAUUCAUCAAGAAGACGAUCUACAAGUACUGAACGUCGAUAUCGAAAGGACUCUAAUAAAUUGUCAUCAUCUCAACCUUAUUAUUCAAAAUCUUCUUUACCAACCUCCAGCAUGUUGCCUUCUUCAACUUAUUCAACGAUGUCAUCACCAUCAUCAUUAUCAUUAGCUUCAACUGGACGUAUGGGACUUGGUCAUGAUUCAGCACCUGUUGAUGCCUUUGAUGAAUUCCGAAAACGGUCCAGCUAUAAUUUUAACAGAGAACUUGGAUUCCGUGAUAACUCGGCUGGACCAAAAUGCUACAACUGUGGAAAUUAUGGUCAUUUUGCAAGAAAUUGUGAUGGAAAGUAAGAGGAUUGCUAUAGACCACUCUUGUUUAGUUUAGUGUAGUGUUUAUUGUUGUUUUGAAUAAAAAAAUCAAACAGUUUGUUUUUUA
Messenger RNA from Halteromyces radiatus, 1853 nucleotides. RefSeq lists its product as uncharacterized. Gene Ontology annotation, molecular function: zinc ion binding; nucleic acid binding. Gene Ontology annotation, cellular component: perinuclear region of cytoplasm. The transcript has 8 exons. The record is from RefSeq and is a predicted model, not a curated record. The coding region runs from base 245 to 1768 and encodes 507 amino acids. NCBI's taxonomy places the organism in Eukaryota, Fungi, Mucoromycota, Mucoromycetes, Mucorales, Cunninghamellaceae. Gene Ontology annotation, biological process: intracellular calcium ion homeostasis.